Guyanagaster necrorhizus is the source of this 1124-nucleotide messenger RNA. RefSeq lists its product as uncharacterized. The record is from RefSeq and is a predicted model, not a curated record. The transcript is spliced from 5 exons. The coding region runs from base 1 to 1056 and encodes 351 amino acids. NCBI's taxonomy places the organism in Eukaryota, Fungi, Basidiomycota, Agaricomycetes, Agaricales, Physalacriaceae.
AUGUUCAUCCUCAACACUACCAUAGACGAUUCGAGUCCACUCAUUAUCUAUAGCCCUGCUGGAGACUGGGCCCAAGGAAACGCGGAUGAUAUUGAACUGGGAAAAUAUUGGAGAGAAUCAUAUACAUACACGUGGAAUGCAGGCGCUCAAGCCUUAUUCACUUUCAACGGUACUGGCAUAACGAUACUUGGCGCCAGAAGAAGUGUUCGCGGGUCUUAUACAGUAGACUUAGAUGAAAUAUCGGAGGUACUAAACGCAACCGCUCCUGAUCCCGGGGAAUAUCAGGCGGUCUUGUUUAAUGCCACUGGUCUACAGCAAGCCCAGCAUACUAUCACAGUAAAGAACAUGGAUGCAUCGGUUGACAUCGACUGUAUUCUUGAGCUCCACGUAUACCAACAGAUUCGUUGGUGGUCAACAGUGGGUAGCGGAGAAUUACAAGAACCGUCGGCUGAAAUGAACGAUGAUACUGAAUCCACGUUUCUCUGGCAUCCGCCAGACGCAUGGUCAAUUCCACUGAGCAAUAUCUCACAAUUCAAUAACGGAACUGGGCAGUUCGUCAUCUCCCCUCUACUUUAUGCUCUUCGAUUUAUCGAGCUACAGCUCCACGUCUCAAGCUGGGGCAUCAGUCAAUUACACUUUCUCAGUGAUGCUGUAUCCGUUUUCGGUACUUCAGGUCCCCAGAAUAGGAACUAUACCGUUCGAAUUGACGACAUGGUCUCCCCACCUUUUUCUGCAGAGAGAGACACCUAUGAAACCAGUGUAUUAUUGUUUCAAGCAGAUAACUUGGGGGCUGGAGAUCAUAUGUUGUCGUUGGUUAACAGCGCCGAAGGAGGGCUGUUACAAAUUGAUUACGCGCUAUCUUUUACCGAUAAUACCACCGUAACUAUAGAUACGUCAAGGGUACCGAGCUCCACGGCCUCAUCCUCCACUUCACCUUCAGGCUCUUCGGAUACUCCUCCACAAUCUUCUCUAAAAGCAGGCGCUGCUGCAAUCGUAGUGGCUUUAGUUGUCUUCAUUUCUCUUCUGGUCGCCAUCUGGGUAAGUUUCAGUCUAUAGAGAAACUUUUUAAGGCGGCUUGAUUGAUAUGACAUCAGUUACUCCUUCGUCGGAAUAAGACACUCUGG